AUGUCCGUCCCGUCUACAGCCCGUGUCGUUAUUGUCGGCGGUGGUAUUGUCGGUGUGUCCACCCUUUAUCACCUGGCCAAAAACGGCUGGUCUGACUGCGUCCUCCUGGAAAAGAACGAGCUCACCGCCGGCUCCACCUGGCAUGCCGCCGGUAACUGCCCGAAUUUUUCAGGCAGCUACGGCAUCAUGAACAUGCAGCGAUAUGCGCUGGAACUCUAUCGAGGCCUUGCCGACGAGGUCGACUAUCCGCUGAACUAUCACGUCAGCGGUUCUCUGCGACUGGCACAUAGCCAUGAGCGGAUGAUGGAAUUCGACCAUGUUGCCGGAAUGGCGCGGCACAUGGGCCUUGAAAUGGAUAUGUGCACACCGCAGCAAUUGCAGGAACGCUACCCCUUCCUUGAACUUCACGAUCUGGAGGGAGGCCUCUGGGAUCCGCUGGAUGGUGACAUUGACCCUGCCCAGGUCACACAGGCGCUGGCAAAGGGAGCGCGCACCCACGGCGCCAAGAUCCUGCGCUUUACACCCGCGACCGGUGUCAGCCGCGAAAACGGUGAGUGGAUCGUACACACUGAAAAGGGAGACAUCCGCUGCGAAUACGUCGUCAAUGCCGCCGGCUACUACGCCGAACGGGUCGGCGAAUGGUUCCUGCCUUUUGGCGGCCGCCAGGUCCCGAUGGCCGUGAUGAGCCAUCAGUACUUCCUGACCGAACCGGUUCCGGAAAUCGCAGAGUGGAGUGAAAAAAACGGCCGCAAACUGCCGCUGCUGCGUGAUGUGGACACGUCCUACUAUCUGCGCCAGGAAACCACCGGCUUCAAUCUUGGACCUUACGAACGCAAUUGCCAGACAGCCUGGACGAGAGCCGAUGACCCGAUGCCGGACGACUUCAGUUUUCAGCUCUAUCCCGACGACCUAGAUCGUCUGGAAUGGUACAUCGAAGAUGCCAUGGCACGUGUUCCCCUGCUCGGAACGCAAGGGGUCAGCCGCAACAUCAACGGUCCCAUUCCCUACGCACCUGACGGCUUGCCUAUGGUCGGCCCGAUGCCGGGCGUUCCCAAUGCAUUCGAGGCUCAUACCUUCACAUUCGGGAUCGCACAGGGCGGUGGCGCAGGCAAGGUCGCUGCCGAGUGGAUCAUGCAUGGCGCGACGGAAUGGGACAUGUGGUGUGUCGACCCGCGGCGCUACACGGAUUACACGGACAAGCAGUAUUGCAUUGACAAGGCCAAGGAGGUCUACGGCCAUGAAUAUGCAAUGCAUUUUCCGCAUCAUGAAUGGCCGGCUGCGCGUAACAGGAAAACCUCUCCCAACAAUGACAGGAUCCUGAAACUCGGCGGCCAGAUGGGGAGUUACAACGGCUGGGAACGGGCCAACUGGUUCGCCAAGCCCGGGGACGACGCGUCCGAAGAGGCGACGCAAACCUGGUCCCGUUCGGGGCCCUGGGAACCUCGCGGUCGCGAAGAGUGCGAAGCCGUGCGCGACACGGUCGGCGUUCUGGAUCUCUGCGGUUUUUCCCGCUUCAGCCUCUCCGGGGAAGGCGCUGCCGAGUGGUUGCGUGGGAAAAUCGCCGGUGGCCUGCCCAAGUCCGGACGCAUGAAUCUCGGCUAUUUCCCGGACAACCGGGGGCGCGUCCUGACCGAAAUGUCGAUCAUCCGGCAUGGCGACGACGACUUCACUCUCAUCACGGCUGCCGUUGCCCAAUGGCAUGACUUCGAGGUCCUCAAAUCGGAUCUGCCAGAUGGGCUGACGCUCGCCGACCGGACCAGAGACAUGACGACCCUCAUUGUUUCAGGUCCGAAGUCCAGGGAUCUCCUGAGCAACCUCACGGAUGCCGAUCUCGGUCUUGGCUGGCUGACCCAUCAGCAGACCACGGUUGCCGGAAAACCGGCGAUGCUUGUCCGGGUCUCGUUCGCCGGCGAGCUUGGAUGGGAAGUCCAUGCGGAUAUGGAGAAUAUUUCCACGAUCUAUGACGCGAUUCUGGCAGGAGGCGCCAGGCCAUUUGGAAUGUAUGCACUCAAUGCACUGCGUCUUGAGAAGGGCUACCGCGCCUGGAAGGGUGACCUUUCUACCGAUUACACCCUUUUCGAGAGCGGCCUCGGACGUUUCGUGAAACUCGACAAACCCCAGGAUUUCCCGGGGAAACAGGCUCUCCAGAUCGAAAAGCAGCAGGGCCCAGCCAAGGGUUUCGUGACGCUGACGGUCGAUGCCGGGGAUCUUGAUGCGCCGUAUAUGUCCAGCAUCUGGAAAGGCGAUGAGAUUGUCGGUGAGGUGACCUCCUGCGGCUGGGGCUACCGGGUCAACACCUGUAUCGCACUCGGCGUCGUGCGAUCCGGCCUGGACGCGCCCGGCACCGACCUUGAGGUCGAAAUCUACGGACAAAGAUACAAGGCCGUCGUUCAGCCGGAUCAACCGCUUUGGGACCCGGAAAACGAACGGCUUCGGGCGUGA
Effrenium voratum is the source of this 2442-nucleotide messenger RNA. The record is from the annotation of a GenBank genome assembly. Lineage: Eukaryota; Dinophyceae; Suessiales; Symbiodiniaceae.